Akanthomyces muscarius is the source of this 399-nucleotide messenger RNA. RefSeq lists its product as uncharacterized. Lineage: Eukaryota; Fungi; Ascomycota; Sordariomycetes; Hypocreales; Cordycipitaceae. Bases 1 to 399 code for a protein of 132 amino acids. The transcript has 2 exons. The record is from RefSeq and is a predicted model, not a curated record.
AUGGAUCCGACUGUCAGCUUCGAUGCACUGUUUCGGGCAGCCUUCCUCCAAGUUGUUGUUGUUGUCGUGGCGGGUUGGCUGUGCGUGACCUUUGGUUUUCCGUUCGUUGCUCGCCUGUUUCGGGCUGCUUUUCCUGAAAAUAAGGCAGCAGCUGCAGUUCCCAUCAACUCCACCGACGCAGGGCCGCCAACCACUGCCGCACUUCAAGAUCGUGCUUCCUCUACAGUGCGAAACAGCCGACGCGAGCCUCAUAAUCCUGAUCAGAAUUCGAGGCUUGUAGAGAUCAAACUCAAUAGUGGCGGUGACUCUACGACAGUGAGAAGCUACAGAGACAAGAUUCACCGGGUUGAAUUGCAGAAAUACCAGACCAAAUGUGUUGUAGUCGCCAAGUACCAGUAG